Messenger RNA from Suillus clintonianus, 1929 nucleotides. RefSeq lists its product as uncharacterized. The record is from RefSeq and is a predicted model, not a curated record. The coding region runs from base 1 to 1929 and encodes 642 amino acids. The transcript is spliced from 4 exons. NCBI's taxonomy places the organism in Eukaryota, Fungi, Basidiomycota, Agaricomycetes, Boletales, Suillaceae.
AUGGUCAAGCUCACCCUUGUCUCCCCCAAAGGCAACCAUGGUGUCCGCUUCUUUCCAUGCACUGGCUACCUCGGCUUGACACCCCUCAAGUUUGAAGGAGUCGUCCGUACUGAAAUCGAGCAGGAUGGAAAACAUCUCCCUGCAAAAGAUAUAACAGUCUUCGUUCGCUGUUACGAGUUUCGCCACGGUCGCUUGGGCACAGUACAGACAAAUAUCUUGGUAGAAAACUCCGUCACGUUAUGGAAGAAACCAGACGGCCAAGAUUGGGCAGAGAUUGGAAAUACGGAAUACCCAUUCCGACUUUCCAUGCCACUUCAUACUACUGGACCCAGCACAGCUCUUUACUUCCAAGAGUACCGAAUAUGUUGGCGAAUCGAGGCUGUCGUCAAUCACGCUCCCAUUCCGGGCGUCGGCUCUCGCUUGCUUAAACAUUACGAUCUCUAUUUGAUCCGCCAUGACCUACCAGGGAACGUCCCUCCUCCCUCUCCAGUAACCCCGCCCCCAACAUCUUAUCUAUCAUCCUUGAGCACCAAGUCUAGAGCACCUUCACUCCAUUAUCGUAUUUUACUCCCCACCAAACCUGUUGGCCCCCUCGAUAUCGUUUCUUUACAAGUCACUGUCCAACCACUCGAUCCAGCUGUAUCCAUUCGCAGUGCGACUGCCGUCGUUGAAAGAAGAAUACAAUUCUCCGAACUCCCAAUAUCAUCUCCUGGUACUUCAACAUCAUCAGCACCUACAUUAUCGCCACACUCAUACCUCAUAUCAAAUCAAGAAUCACACUCUCAUGAUCAUCAGUCUGUCGCAGCACACUCCAGCGACAUCAUGUCUGCAGCGUCAUCUUCCAAUGACCUUCACCACUUUUCCUCAUCCUCUUCCUUGGUGUCUGACACGCGGCCUCUUCUGCCACAACAUCAAUCAUCCGUGCCUAGUGCCUCGCCUUCGACUCACACAGGCGAACGGACAGCAACGCAUAUUUUUGCUCAUCUUGAAUCUUCCCAUCGCUUCGCUCGGGAUUCCACUGGGACCUGGCGUCAGACACUCACCUUUUCUUGGCCCGAUGCUAGUCCCAGUAGCCGAUGGACGGUUGGAGAAACUGUUCAGACCGACAUGGUUUCUAUCAAGUUUUUUAUUCGCGUAAAGUUGAUCGUCUCCUCCCCCAACUCGAGCGCUGAAACCGUCGAGCUCGACGACAAGGAAAUUAUCGUAGUCUCAACCAAUGAGGCUCAGCGCCAAUUGGCUCUUUCACGUUAUUCCGCCGCAAGCCAGUCCAAGUCUAGGUCCCCCAAACGAUCAAAGCGAGAUCGUCCAAACACAAAUACUCAACUACCAUCACCACCUCGUAGCCCUCCUUCAGUUGCCCAAGUACCAGAAAAGGCGCCCAACACGUCUAAAGGCGGCCAUGAGCCUGAAAUAUCGCUUGAGCAUAAGCACAAGUUUUCAUCCGCAUCGUCCCCACAACCCGGGAGCAAAUACAAGCUAAAGUCCACGCGCAGACCCCACACUUCUGCUGGGCCACGGGAUACGCCACACGGGUACGAUUCGCGAGGGUAUGAUCCGCUUCACGAUCAUAGCAAUCGACUCCCCGUCCCUCUACGCCCUGAAACUGCAUACAGUGGACCUGCGACCAAACGCGGUAGCCGUAGUGUUUUCAACCAGAAGUGGGUUGAAGCCCCGCGGCUUGGCCAUUCCAGUACAAGUGUGAGCUCGGAAGGAGCCCACUCGGCAAUACCUGAAAGUGCCGGUCGUGCAGAAGGCAGCUUGUUGUUCGAGAAAGUCGGACAAGUGGAAAUGCGUGCGUGGGAGGAAGAACUAGCAAGGAUAGAAUUGGUAAGCCGCAGAAGCACUGCGGAUAUGAUGGGUUUUGUGUCCCAGCGGAGGAAGAUGACGGGCCAACAAGUCAUACGGACAUAUGUGCACGCGGAGGGCUGA